CGCAAGCGGUCUUAGCGAGAACAUUAAUACUUGAUUUGUCUGUUAAAUUAGAAAACUUCUGAUAAUCAACAUUCUUAUAUUCAAGUGCUACGAAUUCUUUUGAACGUUUCUAUAUUGAUAUAUUAGAUAUAUUACUCUACAUUUAUUGUAAUAAACCUUCAUUUGCCGAACAUUAAGUGUGUGUUAUUCACUGCCAAUAAAACGACUAACAGUACUCAAGUUUACUACUUUAAUUCAAACCUUGCGUUUUUCGCUCUUUUUAGCACAUCAGCGGUAUCGAGAGUUGAACAUAAUAUAGAAAAUGUGGCCUUUUUAAUAUCAUGUGCGAUAGUACGGCGCGUCUUGAUGGCAAAACUGUGGUUAUAACAGGGGCAAAUUCCGGAAUCGGCAAGGAAACUGCCAGAGAUUUAUAUCGAAGAGGAGCCAGGGUUAUUUUGGCUUGUCGUAAUAUGAAAAAGGCAAAUGCUACAGUGGACGACAUAAAGAGGAAUCCAUUUUCAAAAGUGGAUGGGCAACAGCUGAAAGAUAAGACAGGUGAUCUCGCAAUUUACCAACUGGAUCUCAGCAGUUUCCAAAGUGUAAGAGAAUGCGCUAAGAGUUUACUAACAAAGGAACCAGUGAUUCAUAUUCUCAUAAACAAUGCCGGCAUUUUUAUGUAUCCAUUCGAGAAAACCGAGGACGGAAACGAGAUGCACCUGCAGUCGAAUCAUCUCGGACAUUUUCUUUUAACGCUGCUACUACUACCGAAAUUGCGAUUAUCUGGUUUUGGCUGCAGGAUAAUUAACGUAUCGUCUAUAGCGCAUUGGUUUGGCAAUAUAAAUUUUGAUGAUAUUAAUUUGGAAAAGUUUUAUGGACCAUGGAAAGCUUAUGCACAGAGUAAACUGGCAAAUAUUCUAUUUACUAAAGAACUCGCGCAUCAAUUAGCAAAGGCAGAGAUAGAAGGAAUAAAUGUUUACGCCUUACAUCCUGGUCUUAUACCUACGGAAAUAUCACGUUAUAGCGGCGACACCUUUUUUUAUGGUGCGGACAAACUUUUCAAUUGUUUUACAUGGAUGUUUUUUAAGAAUGUGAUGCAAGGAGCACAAACAACGAUAUAUUGUGCGGUAGAUGAAAAAGUGGGCGAAGAGACUGGGCUUUAUUAUUCUGAUUGCAGUCCUGCCAUGACAUAUAGCAGAGCAAUGAAUGCCGAUUAUAGCAAAAAGUUGUGGGAUAUAUCUUGUCGACUGUUGCAUUUGGAGCCCGAGGAAAAUCUUGUUGCAUUAUUGAAUACUAUUUCACGUCAAAUUGCUGAUUAAUCCGAG
This is a messenger RNA of Linepithema humile (Argentine ant), 1301 nucleotides long. The record is from RefSeq and is a predicted model, not a curated record. NCBI's taxonomy places the organism in Eukaryota, Metazoa, Arthropoda, Insecta, Hymenoptera, Formicidae.